AUGGCAACCUCACCAGCAGCGAAAUCGGCAGCGACAACGACUCCAUCACCAUGGCUGGGGGACGAACCCGGCGCCUUGAACAUCGAUAAAGUCCUGCAGCAGGUAUCGCAAGAUGACCAGGAAGAGUGGGAGUACGAAUACUCCGCCACUGAGACAGAGACUUACUAUCUGACAGUCGAACUAUCAUAUCCAGAGUUCAAAGAACGCCCGGCAAAAGCCCACCAUCACAGCCGCGGUGGUUACUACAAGAACUGGUCAGACCAGUACGCAGAUCACCUGAAACUCGACGCCAAGCCCAGUGAUCAUGCCGUCGGACCGCAGGAUUCCAAUGACCAAGAUGACCGCAAUGGCCAAGGCAAUGAUCGGGAUGACGAGGAGAACCCUGAGCCAGAACAGAAUCCUCUAGGAGAAGAGCGGGAGGAAAAUGCAGAGGACGCAAACAUAGAUCCGCGCCUCAGAGCCAUGGGAGACGCUGGCCGCAACGAUGCUACAAAACCAACAAAGCACGGGAGAAAGGACAAGGGAAAGGGAAAAGAAAAGGAAGUGGAAACAGCGAUAGCAGUGACGGAGGCGACAGCAGACGACGUGGAACGAGCCGACGAGCCCCUGGAAGAGAUCCAGAUCCUCGAGCUUCACUCUCACAACCCAAUUAUAUCCUACAGGGGCCGGGUGUUUGAGGGGCAGUGGGCAGAGGUCAUUGGAACGGAGGCGAUCCUGGCAGACCGUGACGCCAAAGACGCCGCCCAGCUACCAGCUCUUCGCCAUCUUCCCGGCGGCGUGGACAUACUCGGAGCCUGCUCCUCGCGUCUCUUGACUACUGAGAAGAUCUUGAAGCCCAAGGUGGCUCAAGAGGACUCUUUGGCAGCUAUUCGCGAGGAGUGGAACAUUCGCAUCCCUCCUGGAAAGGAUCGGACUGGCGAAAGGGCGCAGCAGCUACGCUUCCUGGAAAAUCUCAUCGCCCUGAAGAAGAAGAGGGGAGACCCAGAUGAAGUCACGGUUUACGCGUUGGAUGGGCCUGGAAAGGACUUUGACGACAGAAAGGGGCCAGACUUCAAACCUCGCAGAAAGAAGCCCAGUCUUGGUGUUGAUCAGAGUAAUGAAGCCGGCCAGGACGAGAGAAGAGAGCGUCGAUAUACCAGGCGAAGCCAGGGGCGCCGAGGGGGUCGACGAAGGAGGGCAUUCGCUGCGAGGGGAGGCUCAGCGGCAACAGACAGGAGCGCCGGAUCAAAUCUGGAUUCGAAUACACUAUCCACCCCAACGCCAAGCCAUUGGGACGAGCUAUUCGGCAUCCAAGAGGACGAGGAUGAAGAUGAUAGUAUCAAUGACGUCUCCGACAGCGAUGGACCAGGGAGACGGGGCGCUUCUUCCGGUGAAGACCAUGAUGACGACGAAGAAGGGGACGAGGACGACAAUGACAACGACAACGACGGCGAUGUGAUGAUGCUUGAUUAG
This is a messenger RNA of Trichoderma citrinoviride, 1452 nucleotides long. RefSeq lists its product as hypothetical. NCBI's taxonomy places the organism in Eukaryota, Fungi, Ascomycota, Sordariomycetes, Hypocreales, Hypocreaceae. The record is from RefSeq and is a predicted model, not a curated record. The transcript is spliced from 2 exons. The coding region runs from base 1 to 1452 and encodes 483 amino acids.